This is a messenger RNA of Papaver somniferum (opium poppy), 3318 nucleotides long. Its product is annotated as probable E3 ubiquitin ligase SUD1. Gene Ontology annotation, cellular component: endoplasmic reticulum membrane. Gene Ontology annotation, molecular function: zinc ion binding. Lineage: Eukaryota; Viridiplantae; Streptophyta; Magnoliopsida; Ranunculales; Papaveraceae. Bases 155 to 1771 code for a protein of 538 amino acids. The record is from RefSeq and is a predicted model, not a curated record. The transcript is spliced from 9 exons.
ACGAGCUCUUGUUGCGAAUAAAAGGAAAUGGUGGGAAAAAACAGCAAAAAUGGGUUUCAGUUUUUCCACCAAAAACCUCUCAUACACCACACCAGUAGAGACCAGAGAGUACUAGUGAAGGGAAGGACAGUGAGAGACUCAAGAGAGAGUGAAAAUGGAAGGAGGGUUGGAAACCAGAGAAAACAUGAAAGAGAGAGUAGAAGAAGAUGAUGAGGAAGAGGAGAUGAUUUGCAGGAUUUGUCAUAGCCCUGGUGAUUCUCAAAACCCACUUCAGUACCCAUGUGCUUGUUCCGGGAGUAUGAAAUUUGUUCACCCAAAAUGUCUCCUCCAAUGGAUGGCGCAACGCAUGUCUCUUGAAUGCGAGGUGUGUAAACAUAAGUAUUAUGUCUAUCGUGUUUAUGCUGAGAAUACUCCAACAAGACUACCUUUCAGAGAGUUUGUGGGUGGGAUUGCAAUGAAAGCAUGCCAUGUUCUUCUCUUCUGUGUGCGGUUUUGUUUUUCAGUUUCUCAGCAACUCCUUAUGCCACCCCUAAUUGCAUCUUGGAUAUGGCGUUUGAGUUUAGUAAGGUGCCUUUCUGAAGCAAAAGAAUUGGUUGAUAGUCAUAUGUCUGCUUCAACAGCAAUGAUGGACUGGUUGUAUGGCUUUGUAAUCAGCAAUAUCUUAUUUGUGAUGUUGUUGUGUGGCAUUACUUUAAUAAGAGAAGAUGAAGAGGAUGCGGAGGAUAGGGCUCAUGUUGCAAUAGCUCCGACACCAGGUAAUGAGAAUCAUAUUGAUGAUGAAAUUGGCGAAGAUGAUGGGGAACCGCAAGCUAUUGCUGGAGUAAGAAAUGACGAGAAUAUGGCACCGGGGUUAAGAUUGUUGGUAAUAUUGUUGGUAGAUCCUCUUCUUCAGAGUUUUCAAGCUGUGAUGAUUGCUAUCUUCAGGUUUAAUGUUCCUCUACGAAGUACUUGUAUUUAUCUGGUCAUGAGUAUCUUAUUUUUUCUGAUUACCAAUGGUGUGCUGAUAUUGGUGCCAUUCUCGUUAGGACGAAUUAUUCUGCAUUGUCUUUCAUGGAUUUUCUUUGCGGCUUCGUCGAUUUUCAUGCCAUUUAUAGAGUCAGCACUCUCUAUAGGAAAUAACUCACUGAAGAAUGCAUCACCUGCCAUUACAAAUUUAUCUGCUGAAAUUCAGAAAGAUGGCCUGCUUUCAUGUGCUAUAGAAGUGGUCACUGAAACCUUGACUGCAAACGUUAUUGGACCAGGAGAAGCCUUAAGCAGCGUUGGCAAGCCACUUUCAGUGUACCGAAGCUCAGGCCUAUAUGAUGUUAUUACUCUUGCAACUGGAUAUAUGGUCGUUGUGUCUUUGGUCUUCGUUUGCUAUCCUCUUGCAUCAAAGAUACGCUACUAUCUAAGGAAAUUCCAGACAAUGAUGAUAUAUCCAUUCUUUCUGAUAAUUCAUCUCAUAGUUCUUCCUUUGGUGUAUGGCUGGUGGCUGGAUGUUUGUACCAUUACGAUGCUUGGGAAGUCAUUUUCUGAUAGGAUAGAAUUCUUAUUGAAAUUCCCUUUAUUAAGUUCUUCAAUGCAUUGGGCCGCAGGAAUCAUAUACAUGUUCCAGAUACACAUUUCUACUAGCCUUCUUCAAAGGGUUUUGCUUAAAGAAGUUCUAUACAUUCUCCAGUAUUUAGCAGAUCCAAUCGACAUCAUUUUACAUGGACUUAUCAGUCAUGUGUAUUUGCAAGCUAGUCGACUUUUGUUCUCCGUUGCUAUUAAUGGCAUUUCGAUAGUAUUCUAGUAUAUUUACCAGCCAUACUGGCCAUGCGAUUAGCACCAACUAUCUUCCCUCUGCGUAUUACUGUAUCUGACCCAUUCACUGAGAUUCCUGUAGUCAUGCUUCUGCUCCAGAUAUGCAUACCUUAUGCAACUGAACUGUGGGAAACAGUUGCAGCUCUUCUCUAUCAAUGGGUUACAUCAGUUUGCUGUUUUCUUGGCUUAAGUACUUUCUUGUGUUCUAGACCCGAGGACAUUGGUGGGCAGGAGAUUGUGAAAGUGGAAAUGCGGCAGGACAAACUGAUAAUCGAAUUAAGUGUGGCUAUACCUUUGUACGUCAUGUUGUGUUGUUUAUCAUUCUGGCGGGGGUAACAUUGCUCCUCUUGAGUUCAUCUUUGAUAAUCGUAUCCCUACCACUAGGACGUGUACUGUUCAGUUCCAAUUCUGACCUCCCAAUAACUCAUGGCAUUGAGUGCAACGGUGAUAUCUCUAUGCAUUCUUUAUUGGAAAUUUUUCCAUCUGGACUUCUUUCACUGGAGUAAGAUACUUGAUUGAGCACUUUAGAGCAGGGAAAGCGCAUUUACGAUUCAGCGAUCUCUGCAAGUUGUUUUUAUUAUCGUCGAGCGUUGUGUUUUAUUAUCACUUUGGAGCAUUGUUAUUCCAGUGUUAAUCGGGCUUUUAUUUGAGUUUACGUUCGUUUUUCCAAUUCGAGUAAUGGUGCCUGAAGUGCCGGUGUUAUGCUUGUGUCAGGAUUGGGCAGUGGGGUUCUUCUUCUUUAAGCUGUGGAGGACAGUGGUUUUGCUGAACCAUAGGAUUGUUCUGGUGGAUGAAAGUUGGCAGGUUAAGUUUGAGAGGGCGAGAGAAAAUGAUUUCUUGAAGCUUCCAAGGCAUUGGGUGCUGCAGGAAUUACUGAUCCCAAUCAUUAUGAAUCUGCUAUUGUCUCUCUGUCUACCGUACGUUUUUGCAAGAUGGAUAGUUCCCUCGCUUGGGUUUUAGCUAACAGUAAACUCCACUGUCUAUCGGUUCACUUGGGUAGCCUACCUGGCCAUAGUUGUACUGUUUUCCUGUGCCAAAAGAUUUCCUGUUUGGAUCACCAACCUUCACAAUUCUAUGCGAAAUGAACGUUAUUCUGGUUUGGGGCUACAAAAUUUUGGUGAAGCAGCAUUGGAGUGCCAAAGUUAGGUGAGAUGGUUAUCAGAAUCUCAAAGACACUAAAAAUCAAAGGUGAGCAGUUUUGCUGUUUUGUUUUCUUGGCAGGUAAAGUUCUUUUGAGAGAGGAUCAAAAUUGUUAUAUAAGCUACACAGUGUUGCUUGUAAAUAUUCAGAAUAGGUGCUUCGACUAGUGAGUAGGAUUUUCAAUACGAAAGGAAGGAGGUUUCAGAACUUGUUUUGGUUCUCAUUUUGAAGUUUUUUGUUUUUUAAUAAACACAUUGUACUAGAGAGUAUUCGACACCACAAGUGACACAUAAACUCAAGUCUAAGAGCUAUCUUCAAUUUGUGGCAAAUUGAAAUAUCCUUUAGGGAGCCACUGAUUCCAACACAAUAUUCUGCAAUCUUUAAUGGCAAUAUUUU